GAAGGUUGUAGGCGAGGCGAGUUUGAAUUGAGCCAGUUCCGAUUGUGACUAUCAUUUGCGUGUUGUGUGUCUUUCUAUUCUACAAAUGGUCACUUUACUUUAACAUUUUUUUACAUACCUACAGUGAAAAAGGAUAUCUUUGAGUUGAAUUAAGUUUUUCAUUUGUUGAAAUUAAAUUUAAAAGAUAAGAUGAAGUUUGCGAAAAAUAUCGAUUGGCUUUCUCGGCAUAGACAAACAUUUUCAAAAAUAAAAAAAGUUCAACAAAAAAGGAUAUCAAAUGAGACUGGAUUUAUAAUGAAGAAGACACAUAUUGUGGGGGAAAAGUCAUCAGCCAAAAAAAUAAAAUCAGCAAUAAAAGUUAAAAAUCAAACAUUGAAACAUGGAGAAAGAGAAAACUAUUUGUGCAAUGGAAGUUUUCAGGAGGCUAUUGCACCAGUAAUGGUGCUUGCUCAAGUUUUUGGUUUACUGCCGGUUCGAGGUGUAACUUCAAAAUCAGCUGCUGAUCUGUCAUUUUCUUUUAAAAACUUUCGAACCAUGAACAGUGUUUUUGUUGUAAUGUGCUAUACAACUUGUAUGGGACUCACAUACUCUUGGGCUUUGAAACAACAAUUUAAAUUUGAUACAAUUGAAACUAUCAUAUUUUACACAUCAAUAUUUUCAAUAUCAGUUGCUUUUUUCAAUUUGGCUCGUAAAUGGCCUUCAGUUAUGAAACAAUGGGAACUUGUAGAGAGUAAAUUACCUCCAUUACAGUCACAGAUGGAAAAGCGAAAACUUAGUCACCAAAUUAAAAUGAUAACAACUGUUACUUGUGUGCUUUCAUUAAUUGAACACAUAUUGAGUAUGUUAUCAUCGAUUUAUUAUGCAAAUGCGUGUCCAGCUCGUCCUGAUCCUAUUGAAAGUUAUCUCCAAGGGAAUUUUAUUCAAUUAUUUUCAUUUGUUGAUUAUAAUAAUUGGCUUGGAAUGUUUGGAAAAUAUUUAAAUGUACUUUCGACGUUUGCAUGGAAUUUUACGGAUAUUUUCAUAAUGACUGUUAGUGUUGGUUUAUCAUCGGGAUUUCGACAAUUGAAUGCGGAUUUAUUAAAAAUGGCCAGAAAACCAACAACGGAAGCUUAUUGGAUCAACAGUCGUGUAAACUAUCGAAAUCUUUGUAAACUUUGUGACAAAGUUGACGAUGCUGUUUCUUCGAUAACUCUUCUUGGCUUUUCAAAUAAUUUAUAUUUUAUUUGUGGUAAAAUUAUGAAAAGUAUUCAAAAGAAACCAUCUUUUACUCACACUUUAUAUUUUUGGUUUUCCUUAUUCUAUUUACUUGGACGUACUUUGGCGUUGUCUUUAUAUUCAGCAGAUAUUCACGAUGAAUCUCGACGUCCAAUGUUGGUUUUUCGUGCUGUUCCACGGGAAUAUUGGUGCAAGGAGAUAAAAAGAUUUGCUCAGGAAGUUUCAACGGAUCUUGUUGCAUUGUCAGGAAUGAAAUUUUUUCACUUGACUCGAAGUUUGGUAUUGUCUGUGGCUGGGACAAUUGUGACAUAUGAAUUGGUGCUCUUGCAGUUUAACAAAGAAGAAGUUAUAGGUGAUUGCUUUCAAUAAAGUUUAAAAAAUGUUUUUUUUUUUUUUUUAAAUAUAAAUAUAUAAUGUUAAUCCACACAA
Messenger RNA from Eupeodes corollae, 1644 nucleotides. Its product is annotated as gustatory receptor for sugar taste 64e-like. Gene Ontology annotation, molecular function: sweet taste receptor activity. Gene Ontology annotation, biological process: sensory perception of sweet taste; detection of chemical stimulus involved in sensory perception of taste. Lineage: Eukaryota; Metazoa; Arthropoda; Insecta; Diptera; Syrphidae. The record is from RefSeq and is a predicted model, not a curated record. Gene Ontology annotation, cellular component: membrane. The transcript is spliced from 10 exons. Bases 190 to 1584 code for a protein of 464 amino acids.